CGCAAAGCAGCGGCGGCUUGGAUUGGCUGCCCUCCCCACCGGGAGUCCGCUUUAUGUCGGGGAGCAUAUAGGCGUCUCUUCGAUAUUUCGCCCCCACUGAAUUUUGUUCCUUUGGCUCGGCGAAGCGUGAUUGUGAAUGAUCGACCGUCUGUGUAAAAAUUCUAACUUGUCAUGUCUUGGGAGGACAAGCAGAUCGUUGUAUCAACAUGUGCUUUAAUUGUAAUUCUCUGCAUUGUAAACACGUGUCGCGGUUCCAAUGCAAGCUUGGCGACACCGAGUGCUUUCGCUCUACGUAGACUAUACCGUGUCAGCACCAGCAUAAAGCAUAAUCUUGGUGGUGGGAAUACCGUAACAGAUGCCACUUUUGGAAAGCUGGUAUUUUCACGCGAUUUUAAAUCGAUGCAUGGUGGACGCCGCAAUGGCGUCUCUCUGAAAUGGAUCCACAAAGAGUACGAGCACCAAGAGACCUCGCAGGCCAGUACAUUUGUUAACCGCCCUGGGCCGCGGAACCGCAGGCAGGUUACAGGAAAGGUCUUUGGCCCGUACCCUGGAUCUGGCGAUACAGCUCCCGGAAAAUGGAGUGCAAUGAGGCCCGUUGUACAGUGCAAAAUCAAUUUGAUGAUGCUCACUGCGCCGGGCCAAGCAUACAAACAUCUACUAAUAGACAGAGGAAAUACCCCUCCCCUACCCUUUUCCCAUCUGCCAUCUAGCUGUGGUUACUCUGUGAAGGUGACAUGGAGGGAUGUGAUUUUGAUUACACCAUAUGACGGUUGCUAUAUCAUUCAUCAGAAUGGCACUUAUGUUCUGCCGUUGCUUUGGUGGGGGGCUCCUGUCAAGAUGGUCUGCCCUGAUGUCGUGCCCCCCCCACAUGUCCAUCUUUCUGUCCGUUGCUGGCUUUUUGGCAUGUCCCUGCAUAUAAAGGCACAGAAACAUGAAAUUAACAACCUCAGGAUCAAAUUGAAAGGCGGCUGGGUACCGUCUGUGUCUGUAAAGUGUGCGUUCCGUGCAGAUGGUCAAUCUGGAGAGGUGGUCCUCUAUCUCCCCUAUGCGAUCUGUGAUAUACCUCUUCAGGAUGGGUCACACACCCUCUCCGUGUUUUCAGAAGGAGAACACACUUAUUCUUGUGCAUCGCUCCCUUUGCCCCAAACCUUUCAGCCCCCCCCUACUGCUCCACCUGUCAGAGAUCCUCCUUUUUACCCCAUGAUACCUGGCCCCUUUCCCCCUGUCAAGCCUCUGGUCCAGCCUGCUGCUCCUCCUCCACUUGACAUUCCCACUAUGGUAAUGUCUCGCUAUAACUACUAUCCCAUAAUUCCCUUCCUGAGCUCAGGUUCCAUUCCUGGUCCUCCCCUGCCCUCUAUUGGCUAUCCUCCCUACAAUCGUAUGGUACCCCUGUUUCUUCCAUACCCUCUGCCCCCUAACCCUACACCAGGUAGCCUCACGUACACAACCUCCAGCUAUAAGACUCCUGUUUCCACCACUUUCAUGCCUCCAAUCUGGGCUCCUACUGACCCAGUCCGUCCUGUGGUCAGUACCCCGGAAAGACCCAUCUGGCAGAAGUUACCGGUGCCAUACCCUGUAGAAUGGCCUCCCUCCGCUUGGACCACUCCUCCUCCAUCAGUGACCACAUGGGUCCCUGAGUCUCCUGCAAGUCCACCCCCUGGUCCUCUGCCAGUCUCUGUGGGCGUCCCUACAAUCCCCCCUCAGUUCCAGCCCGCUCUGAUGUGCAAUACCAACUCGAUGACCAUCUCGCUGCCCUCUGCCCGGCCCGGAUCGGUCAGAGUCUUAGGCCGAGAGAAUGUUUGGAUGCCAUUAAAAAAUGCCCCAGCGAACUGCUUUUACAAGAUCCAGGCCACUGGCACCCGUGGGCUGAGGAUCUCAUCCCCUCUUCCUGCUUGUCACACGCGUAAUCAGUCAUCCACUUCUUCUGUCGUCAUAAAGUUCUGGGAUGCUUUGCUGAGACGACGCCGGAUCCUGGAGAUGCGUUGCCCACUGCCCACCAGCCUUCCCACGUUAUUUCCAUCUCCACCUCCUCCCCCCGUUUUGCAAACCUCCUUUAGUCCUGCCCCACUCCUCAAGCCCCAGGUGCUGUGCUCCGCCAAGGACAUGCAUGUGGAAUUGCCCCCAGGACCCCUCAGGGCUGUAGGUCUUAAGGACGGCGAGGGCGCUGUGAUUCGUCUGAAGGAUGCCCCCAAGCAUUGUGGGUAUGCAAUUAAUAGGGGGAAAAAUGGUGUCAUCUCACUGAUGCUACCCUUCAGUUCCUGUCACAUGUCUAUGCAGGGUGAUAAGUACAGAGUUGACGUGACGUAUCGAACUGCCAAUGGUGAAGAGGAAACUACAUUAUCUUGCCCGGUCCGCCUGCCCUUCACCAAGCAAGAGUGCGAUCUCUCCAUUGACAAACGCAUCCCUUGUGGGUCCGAAUCACCCCCUCCUGAGGAAUGUCAUUCCAGGGGCUGCUGCUACUCUUCAGACUCUGGGGCUUGUUUUUACCCCAUGGAUGAGUGCACGGUGGACCGGCAUUUUGUGUUCUCCGUGCCUGCGUCCCUCACGGAACCUCCCCUCUCUCCUGCCUCGCUUUUUGUGGCCGGGAACUCCUCCUGCACCCCUCAGACUGUCACCCCCAACUUUGCCUUGUUCAGGGUUCCUCUGGACGGGUGUGGGGCACACAGAUACGAGAUCGGACAGACGGUGGUUUACAUGUUGGAGAUCGUCAACACCAUCCGGUCCAUUGCCCUCAGCUAUGGCGCUAUUACAAGGGAUGCUCCUCUCAGAUUAUUAGUGGAGUGCAGGUUUCUUCCCGGCUCCCAAGUCACCGUGGGCUACUUGGUGAAAACUCCGUCUCUUGGCCCUUCCAUCCAGGCUCAGGGCCUCUUUGGUGUGCAGCUGAGGAUCGCUACAGACCAGGACUAUACAAGCUACUACCCCCAGUACCACCGUCCUUUGCACCUCCUCCUGGGGAAGGUACUGUACCUGGAGGUGCGCCUCCUGAACGCCCCUGACCCGGAUGUGUUGCUUCUGGUGCAUUACUGCCUGGCCUACCCUCGCUCGGCACAGUCUGCCUGGGUGCUCAUCUAUAAUGGCUGUCCCAAUCGCCUAGACUCUUCCCCACCACAACUCCCGCCACCAUCAACUCUUCCAAAACAUACCAGAAGGUUCACCAUCACUACAUUCCAGUUCCUCUCCCCUGAUAGCAAUUUUAUAUUGGAUGAAGAGAUCUACUUCAUGUGUUCAACUGAAGUCUGCUCGCCCUCUGAAGGCCCUUGUGUGGAGGGUUGCUUCGGUGGCGAGAACAAUUCUGCCCAGAGAUCCAGUUUUAGCAGGAGCCUGAAGACCAUUAGCCACCAGGAUGUGACUGGCUUGGCAUUGACUACCAAAAAUAAGACGUUGUGAAGACAUCCUCACGGGCCUUUGUGCCGCUGUUGAUGGGGUAUUCCCCCCCCCCCUUUCUCUCUGAUCUUGAACAGUCACCUGCCACAACCAUCUCAAAUACAGUGUAUAUACAAAAUCA
This is a messenger RNA of Paramormyrops kingsleyae, 3505 nucleotides long. RefSeq lists its product as uncharacterized. Gene Ontology annotation, cellular component: egg coat. Gene Ontology annotation, molecular function: acrosin binding; structural constituent of egg coat. NCBI's taxonomy places the organism in Eukaryota, Metazoa, Chordata, Actinopteri, Osteoglossiformes, Mormyridae. Gene Ontology annotation, biological process: binding of sperm to zona pellucida; prevention of polyspermy. The record is from RefSeq and is a predicted model, not a curated record.